CACACCCACCCGCACCCACGCCAUGCCCGCACGCACCGCCACCAAGGCGGCACCCGCACGUGCGGCGUCCGGCUCGUCGGCCAAGCCCGCGCGCAGCGCUGCGGCCGCCGGCGACCUCGUCAUGACGAUCGACUCGGACGACGACGUCGGGCCCGGCUCCGACGACGAGGAGCUCGCUCUCGCGGGCGCUGCCGCUGACGAGCCCGACUCGGCCGAAGAGGAGGACCUGGCGGCCAUCAAGGGCAAGAAGCGCCUCACGGCCCAGCUCUCGAAGCGCGAGAAGAUCCGCGAGUCUGUCGCUGGCUCGUCGCGUGCCGGCGCAAAGGGCAAGGGCAAGGCCGACGCGCCCGACGGCAGCGGCCUUGCCGUGAGCCGCGACUUUGAGUUCGACACGGAGGAUGCGGGAUACGGCACUGGCGCCGGCUGGGACCUGGCGGUGAACGGCGUCAAGGGCAGCCGCGAGCUUGGUGCGAAGCUGAGCGUGGACGACAUCAUCGAGCGGCGGCGCAAGAGGCUGCCGGAAGUCCUGCUGCCCGCUCCAGAGUCUGAGGACGAGGCAGACGCCGCCGGCAGCGCCAGCGGCGAGGAGCUCGAGAGUGCAGAGGAGGACCUGGAGUUCGCUGGGUUCGGCGACGAGGACGACGAGAGCGAUGAAGAGGGCUUCGGCGCCGGCUUGCGCAAGGCCCGAACAGCGCCCGCCGCCGAGGCCGAGGAUGACAAGUCAGAUGAGGAGGAUGAGGAGGAUGAGGACGACGAAGACGAGAGCGCAGGCAGCGAGGACGAGUCUGCGUCCGCCGACUCGGCGGACGAAGACUCGGGCGAGGAUGAGAGCGACCAAGAGACUGAGGUGCAGAAGGCGCGCAAGGCCGCCUACUUCGCCCAGGAGCCCGAGGCUGCUGCAAAGUCUGGCGGCGCGGCGGAUGACGAGGCGCCGAGCUUCGCCGCUCUGGGCCUCUCGCGGCCGCUGUUGCGCGCUCUCGGCGCCAUGGGUUUCCACGCGCCGACGCCCAUCCAGGCCCGCUCGAUCCCGCUGUCGCUUGCCGGCAAGGACAUCGUCGCCGGCGCCGUGACUGGCUCCGGUAAGACGGCUGCCUUCAUGAUCCCGGUGCUGGAGCGUCUCGCGCACCGCGCAAAGGGCCGCGACGAGGCCAAGACGCGCGUCGUCGUGCUCACGCCGACACGUGAGCUGGCGGUGCAGUGUCACGCCGUCGGCAAGGCGCUCGGCCAGUUCAUGGACAUUCGCUUCUGUCUCGCAGUCGGUGGUCUCUCUGUCAAGGCGCAGGAGGCGGAACUCAAGCUCCGGCCCGAGGUCAUCAUCGCCACGCCGGGUCGUCUGAUCGACCACAUCCGCAACAGCGCGUCGUUCGGCAUCGACGACGUGGAGAUCCUCAUCAUGGACGAGGCGGACCGCAUGCUCGAGGAGGGCUUCGCCGCGGAGCUCAACGAGAUCGUCCAGGCCACGCCCAAGGGCCGCCAGACGAUGCUCUUCUCCGCCACGAUGACGGACGACGUCGACGAGCUCGUGCGCCUCAGCCUGCGGCGGCCCGUGCGCCUCUUCGUCGACCCGAAGCGCACCACUGCCGCCAAGCUCAUCCAGGAGUUCGUGCGCGUGCGAGGCUCGGGCUCGGCCGGCUCGGCUGCCGAGUUGACGGCAGGCAGCAGCUCGAGCGCUGGCGGCCGGCGGACAGAGGACGAGGCGCGGCCUGCGCUGCUGCUCAGCCUCUGCACACGCACCUUCCGCCACCAGGUCAUCAUCUUCGUCCGCUCCAAGAAGCUUGCGCACCAGCUCAAGAUCGUCUUUGGCCUCGUCGGCCUCUCGGCCGCGGAGCUGCACGGUGACCUGUCGCAGGAGCAGCGUCUGCUGGCGCUGCAGAACUUCCGUGACGGCAAGGUCGACUUCCUGAUCGCCACGGACCUUGCCUCGCGUGGUCUCGACAUUCGCGGCGUGCAGACGGUCAUCAACUACGACAUGCCGGCGCAGUUCGAGCAGUACCUGCAUCGCGUCGGUCGUACGGCACGUGCAGGCCGCAACGGACGUGCCGUCACGCUCGUGGGCGAGGCAGACCGAAGGCUGCUCAAGACGGCGCUCAAGCGCUCGCCGGCGUCGCAGGUGAAGCACCGCCUCAUCCCGCCGGAGGUCGUGAGCAGCAUGAUCACGCAGCUCGACGAGCUCAAGGGAGAGGUCGAGGAGGUGAUGAAGGAGGAGCGCGAGGAGAAGGCGAUGCGCACGGCCGAGAUGGAGCUCACCAAGGGCAGCAACAUGAUCGAGCACCGCGACGAGAUCAUGAGCCGGCCCAAGCGCACCUGGUUCCAGAGCGAGAAGGACAAGCUCGAGGCGAAGAACGUCUCUGCUGCCGACUACGCCGCCAAAGUCGACCCAAAGGAGGCGCAGAAGAAGCGCAAGGCCGACGAGGCGCCGAAGCGCGGCAAGUUCGACGGCCUCUCGCGCAAGCAGAAGCGCAGCAAGAUGCUGCGCGAGGAGAUUGCCGAGGAGAACCUCCAGCCCAUGGUCGACGCCUCGGUGCGCGCCGCCAAGAAGGCGCACCGGCCGCGCGCGAUGGGCGAGCCGGAGCCGCCGAAGCGGGCGGACAAGACCAAGACCAAGAAGAAGCGCUCGUCGACGAGCGCACUCAAGGUCGGCAAGCAGGGCGGCGGCUUUGCGCGCGACCUCGGCGAGCGGAGCGGCGAGGCACGCAGCGGUGGCGGAGGCGGGGGCGGCGGAGGCGCUCGCAAGAAGGCUGGCGGCGGCCCGCUCGGGGGCAAGCCAGGCAAGGGCGGCGCCAGGAGCAAGGGCAAGAGCGGCCGCAAGCGCUAGCUCAGGCGUGGCACUCGCUCGUGAGCGCGGAAUGGUCAUCGUUAUUGCCCGGAGACAUGCACCGGAGGCGCCGCGCGGUGCCUGCGCCCGUCAAGGGCGGUGCUGGGCCUGGGCUCGGAGGCUGGAUACAAGAAGCGAGUCACGGAUGCGGAAACAGAGUGAGAGACGUGUGUGAAGACAG
Molecule: messenger RNA, 2996 nt
Organism: Tilletiopsis washingtonensis
Lineage: Eukaryota; Fungi; Basidiomycota; Exobasidiomycetes; Entylomatales
Product: DEAD-domain-containing protein
Exons: 5
Coding region: 23-2815 (930 amino acids)
Molecular function (GO): ATP binding; nucleic acid binding; RNA helicase activity
Source: RefSeq, a predicted model, not a curated record